Trichosporon asahii var. asahii CBS 2479 is the source of this 4062-nucleotide messenger RNA. RefSeq names its product ATP-dependent DEAH-box family RNA helicase, Prp16p. The transcript has 12 exons. The record is from RefSeq and is a predicted model, not a curated record. Gene Ontology annotation, molecular function: RNA binding; ATP binding. NCBI's taxonomy places the organism in Eukaryota, Fungi, Basidiomycota, Tremellomycetes, Trichosporonales, Trichosporonaceae. Gene Ontology annotation, cellular component: intracellular anatomical structure. Bases 1 to 4062 code for a protein of 1353 amino acids.
AUGGGCAAAAAGAAGCUAUCGCUGAAGCCCGUUCAGCGUGGCUUUGCUACCACCUCGAUUCCCACCAAGAAGGCAAAAGCCAAAGCGGAAAUUCCCGAUACAGGUGCCAGUAAGGAUGUCCAGCACAAGGAUGCGCCAAAAGCAGAAAACAGACCUGCCGGAGCAGAUCCUAGGACCGAGUCCGCCGGAGCGCAUGACGACAGUUGGGACAAUGACGAAGCUGUGAACAGGGCUGCCUACCAAGCUCUCGUCGAGAGACUGCAAGAGAAAGGCGAUAAGGAGUCGAUAGAGUUUGACGAGCGACUUUCGCACUCGUUCUCGCACUUGGGCGUCAAUCAAAAGAUCCUGGAUGAAGCCUUCAGACUGGCGAUGGAGGAGGAUCCCGGCGACCAGAUCAAGCCUUUAGAGUUUUCGUCUGCUAGUGCUCAGGAAGACAAGGCUCUCCUCCGACUUUUUGUGGCCUAUCGAGUUCUCCGCACGUUGGGAUUCACUGAGAAUAGGAUUGAGGAGUGUAUAUUGCAUGGCCUGGGGCCGGGCGAUGGCUGGGAGGAGGCUUUGGACUGGGAAGAUGUCGAAGCCGUUGAUGCUCCGCUUGUCGACGUCGCGCCUCUUCCACAGGAUCCUCCAGUGCCUGAGCGCGAAGAGCCCUCCGGGUGCUCGGCCGUGACCGCCGACGAGGUUUCGCGUGAGAUCGAAAAGCCGAUAUCUCUUUUCCAAUCUCUCGACAAUGAUUUAUCCGAGUCUGGGGAGAGCUCCGAUUCGGAUGCAGACCUUGAUCUCAGCAGAGUAAACGAAGACUGGGCGAAGCUGAAGUUGGAAUUGGAGUCCUUGAAGGCUGCGUCGGGUGCUUCUAGGAAGAAGGGAAAGAAGAACAAGGGCAUUCCUCCCAUGGAAACGCCAGAUAUGCACAAAGUGCGGGGGAAGAUGGCUAGACUGGAGAAGGAUUACAUGUUUAGCCGCAAAGACGCCGAUGCAGAUUUAGGGGCGGCAACGACCCUCAAAACCGGGAACGACAGUUUGAUCGACACCCCUCGCCCAGCGAGCGACGAUGUUGCCGACGAAGAGGAGGAUGACAACAUCUUCGGAAACAUGCUAGACGAACCGGCCGCAACCGACGAAACGACGUCGAGCAACACUUACAUCAGCGUCCGCUCCAUGCCGAUUCCCAAGCAGUUCUCUUUCACCGGUAACACCCCUAAAGCCAUCCUUCAGGCUACAGUACGAAAACUCCCGAAGCAACCUGCGAUAUCUUUCGCGAGGCUGUCGACAAAUGCACGCAUCGCUCGCGCUGGGGUGGAGAUACGGUGGUCUGCCGAAAAGCGCAGAGUGUGGAGGAUGGAAGACCUCGCUUGCGACAGCCCCGAAGAGGCCGAGAACUACGUCUCCACGUUGGCCCUGAACAGCCUUGCAUCUACUGGGGACAUUCAUUGCAACUGGCGAGCUCUGCCGCCGGCGUACCGAGAACUGUGGGAGGAGCUGGAGAAGGACCGAACUGAAGAAGAGUUGAAAGUCAAGCGGAAAGUCUGGCAGACGGUCAAAGGAUACGCCGAUCAGAAGACCGCAACAAAGGGUACUUCGCUGGAGGGCACCCCGGGCUCUGCAGCUGAUGCGCUCUCGCGCACUACAGCCCCAACUUACGACUCAACCGCGAAGGAGGCACACUCUGUCGAGAUACAGCGUGCGUACGAGCGCCGCGUGGACACGCCAGCGUACCAGCGGAUGCUCAAGGCGAGGCGCACGCUUCCCAUUGCCUCUUUUAGAGACGAGAUUCUCAGAACAGUCGACCGUUCCCAAGUGCUAGUGUUCAGCGGAGAAACGGGCUGUGGCAAGUCAACCCAAUUGCCCGCGUACAUACUGGAGAAUGAGUUGUCACAAGGGCGACCGUGUAAUAUCAUCGUGACGGAGCCUCGACGCAUCAGCGCCAUAUCACUUGCGCAGCGUGUCAGUGCUGAACUUGGUGAUCCCCCUGGGGUCAUGGGAUCCAAGUCUUCACUGGUUGGGUAUUCAAUCCGCUUGGAGUCCAAGGUUUCCAGUUCCACUCGCUUGACGUUCAUGACCAACGGCAUUGCGUUGCGAUUGCUCGAAAGCGGUACUGCACUGGACGGGAUCACGCACAUCGUCGUGGAUGAGGUGCACGAGCGGUCCAUUGAAUCAGACUUUCUUCUCAUCGUUCUGAGAGAGCUCUUGAAAGUGCGGAAGGACAUCAAGGUCGUUCUCAUGUCGGCAACUGUUGACGCGGACAAACUAUCAACCUAUUUCAAUGGCUGUCAAUCAAUGACGGUGCCUGGUCGGACGUACCCCGUCAAUGUCAACUACUUGGAGGACGCUGUGGAGGCAUGCGGUUGGCACAUCGACGAAUCAUCCCCGUAUGCAAUCUGGGAUCGCAACAAGAAAACCAAUACCAAGCAACUGCAAUGGACAGAAGCCGACACUGAGGCUGGGGAUUCUUCCGGUGAUGAGCAACUCGGGGCUGAUCCUACCAAGCUCCAGUCAUCGAUGUACUCGGCUCGCACCGUCUCCACGGUCAAUCUCCUCGACUCCCGGAAAAUUCCUUACGACCUGAUCAUCCGGCUGCUGGAGAGGAUUUGCUUUGAGGACGACCAGCUCGCGCGGUACUCGGCUGCAUCUCUUGUCUUCAUGCCGGGAUUGGCUGAGAUUCGGAAGCUCAACGACAUGCUUCAGUCGCACCCCAAGUUUGGGGCUUCGGGCGACUUUGUCAUCUAUCCCCUGCACUCGACAGUUAGCUCUGAGGGUCAAAGCGCUGUAUUCAACAUACCUCCAAGGGGGGUGCGGAAGAUUGUGAUUUCUACCAACAUUGCUGAAACGGGCGUCACAAUUCCAGACAUCACAUGCGUCAUUGACUCGGGUAAGCAGCGAGAGAUGAGGUAUGACGAAAAACGACAGCUCUCAAAACUCGUGGAGACGUACAUUGCGCGCAGUAAUGCCAAACAGCGACGCGGCCGUGCUGGUCGCGUACAGGAGGGUCUGGCUUACCACCUGUUCACCAAGGCUCGGCACGACAUGCAACUUGCUGAGCACCCCGUGCCGGAGAUGCUUCGAUUAUCUCUCCAGGACCUAGCUUUGCGAACCAAAAUCUUGAAGGUCAAGUUGGGUGACACGAUUGAUGAUGUUUUGACCAAGGCGCUCGACCCCCCUUCAUCCACAAACAUCCAGCGAGCUGUUCAAUGCUUGGUGGAGGUGAAGGCUUUGACGCCGACGGAGGAUAUCACUCCAAUGGGCCGCCUUCUCAGCAAGCUUCCCAUGGAGGUACACCUCGGCAAGGUUCUACUUUUUGCAGCCUUGUUCAAGUGUCUAGAUCCCGCUCUCACGAUUGUGGCAACCCUCAAUUCCAAGUCACCCUUCAUCACGCCUUUCGGCUUCGAGGCCCAAGCGGAAGCUGCCAAGAAGAGUUUCGUCGUUGGAAACAGCGACUUCUUGACGAUCGUCAAUGUAUUCGACAGCUGGAGACGUGCCGCCGAGAACCGCAAUUUUGUCCGCACGUUUUGCCAGCGCAACUAUCUCUCCCAUACCAACCUUCAACAAAUUGAAGAGCUGCGACAGCAGCUUCUGGCUGAAGAUGAGAGAAAGACCAUAGCCAGUCGCGGCUUCUACACGACCUUUGCACAGGUGCCCUCAGAGUUGAACGCCAACGCAAACAAUACCCCAAUCCUCGAAGCAGCAUUGGCCUCUGGUUUGUACCCGAAAGUGCUUUCAAUGGAUGCAGCAGGCGGCCUACGCACCCUGACAAACCAACAACCUGUUUCCUUCGGUUCCCAAUCCAGGAAGCUAUAUGCCUGGGAUACGGGCCCAGUUGAUGACAGAGCUCUAGCUCUCCUUUGCGGAGAUCUAUUGGAAGUUAGGAUCGAUCGUCGGCUGCGUUUCCGAAUGGAGCCAAAGGCGGCUCUUGCUCUCAAGCUGAUGAGAGAGCGGUUUUCGGCCUCGCUCGCGUCACAAAUGCGCCAAAAACCACUCUCCGAUCGCCAAAAGAAGUGGUUCGAGCUGGGCCUCCGCUUCGUCAUGACCGGAGAGUUUGCUGAAGAGCAAAGAGUCGUCGUCGUGUAA